Messenger RNA from Strongylocentrotus purpuratus (purple sea urchin), 2062 nucleotides. RefSeq names its product cysteine and histidine-rich domain-containing protein 1-like. The transcript has 10 exons. Lineage: Eukaryota; Metazoa; Echinodermata; Echinoidea; Camarodonta; Strongylocentrotidae. Bases 131 to 1099 code for a protein of 322 amino acids. The record is from RefSeq and is a predicted model, not a curated record.
ACGCAACUUCCGGUAAAUGAAUGAAUGAACUGUCGUACUAGAAUUUUCCUCACAAAACUUUUCUUCCUGUGAAGAUUACGGAAACAUUUUGUACUUUUUCUCGAUAAACCUUUAAAAAAAAACAAGCCUAAUGUCUGCUGAAAACCCAGAGAAACUUCAGUGUUACAACAAGGGAUGUGGAAGCGUUUAUUCGCCCGAGGAAGACGGUCCAGAUUGCUGCAUUCAUCACCCUGGAGCUCCUGUUUUCCAUGAUGCGUUGAAGGGUUGGACAUGUUGCAAGAAGAGAACUACCGAUUUCACUGAAUUCCUCAAUAUACCGGGGUGUGGAAGGUCUAAACACAAUCCAGUGAAACCUGUGGAAGAACCUAAACCACAAUCAACAAACACAGAUGAUAUUGUGCCUGAGAAAGCAGUAGUACCUCCACCUCGCCAGCCAAUUCAAAAUGCUGAUCCUGAAGAAAGACCAAGCUUAGAUGAACCAAUGAUUAAGCUACCUCUAUGCGUCGAUCCAUCAUUAAAAGCUGCUCUGGAACGAAUGUCAUUAAAUGCACAAACACAGCAAGGUACGACUGAGGGUGAUGAAGAUAUUAAGAAAGGAACAAUAUGCAAGAACAAGGGCUGUCGGAUGCCUUAUGAAGGUGAGAUGAGUUUGACAGAGCGAUGCAAGCAUCAUCCUGGGGCUGCUAUAUUCCAUGAAGGAAUGAAGUACUGGUCGUGUUGCAAUAGGAAGACGUCUGACUUCAAUAACUUUCUAAAUCAGGAAGGCUGUACCACAGGCAGCCAUGUUUUUAAGAGCACAGAGAGCGAGGAGAAGCAGCUGGUUGCAUGCAGGCAUGACUGGCAUCAAACUGGUAAAAUGGCGGUCUUAUCUGUGUAUUGUAAGAAGUCUGAGCCUAGUGCUACAGUGGUCCAAGCUAACCAGGUCUCUCUAGAUAUACAGAUAUCAUUCAACCAACAGAAGAGUGAAUUCAGGAAAACAAUCAAACUAGAAGGGGUGAUUGACCCAGGCUCGAGUGUUGUGAACAUGCUCGGCAGCAAGGUAGAGAUCAAGCUCAUUAAAGCAGAGUCCAUGUCAUGGAAGAAGUUUGAACUGGAAUAACGAGAGAACAACGGCUACAUAGGACUAUACCUCGAGACGUCAUUCACACUCGCACACAACCUGGGCGUCCUCUCAGGAAACCGUCAUAUGUACAAGUUUACCAACAUCCUAGUGAAACGCGUAUUAGUUUAAUACACAGGUUUUAAUAGGUUGGAAGGAUACCCUGAUUCUUGUAUGAAUAUUGAUCAAUUCACCAGAGAUAGCCUUCUUUACAUGUGACACUGUGAACUAUCUGACAAUAGGAAACAAACAAACAACACAACCUGAAACGAAACAAAACAAUACAUGGCAUCAAAAUGAUACGACACACCGUAAGUAUAGGCCUGCUUAACAUUUGUGUAUACAUACACACCGAUAAGUUAGUAUUCUACAGGGGUUUUGUUGACCACGUUUCUUAUUUUUGACCUCCACCUGCCAUAUGUAAACAUUUUUUUUUAAUGUUUUAUUUUUUAUUUUUUAAAUGAAAUUGUUGUUGUCAUGUGAAGAGGAUUUGAUGCAAGCAGGGCAGGUUGUGAGUGUGUAUAGAGUAGGUGUAGCUAGCUCAUCAGGUCUGAAACCAAUCUUUAGAUGUUGAUGUAAAGCAGAUUGUACAUGCAGAACUUAUGUGCACUCUAUCAAAUAUGACUACUUUGAGAUCAGCAUUGAGAAACUCUUAGAUCAUUGAGAAAUAUGGUGUGUUGUCUUGUAAUGUCAUUAUACUAGUUGAACACGACAUUCUCUGUUAUCAUAUUACUAUUGAGGUGACCUUUACUACUUGUAUGUUUGUCAUGUGUGUCAUACAGACCCUUAUCAGGAAACGUUAAUGGAGAUGGCAUACCUAUACCUAAGUUUAAUUGAGUACCUAGAUGCACAUCUGUAUUCUGAUGUAAUGAGUUACAUGUCAUUUUGAGGCUUGCUUUAUUGCCAACGUAUCAGUCAAAGAUCAUUAUCCAUCCAUAAAGUAAGUGGGGGGGGGGGGGGGGG